GAAAUUUAGAAGAGAAAGGGCAGAGCUGCUGUCAAGGGUUUGUCAUUAGGCACCAGAGUUAAUGUUGCAUUGAGAAACCGAGGCAGAACCCACACUCCUUUGAAAAUGGUUUUAAGACCUGGCACAAGAUAAAGGGGCAACAACUCCUCUGGUGCUUUUGUUUCACACUGGAACACAAACUGCUACAACAACUGCUUCCAGUAGCAAAAUGCCGCUGGCUCUGAAGUUCAGCAGCAUCUGCAACUAGUGCAGAACAUGACGUGGCUGUGAGGGAACUGGAGCUGAGGCCAGAGGCAGCCCAGGUGACCCAGAGCCCGGACUCUGUGGCAAGGCAGAGGAGACGGGGAGAACGGGAAGAGGAGGUGCUGCGGCUGGGAAGUGACCCCGAGCCUCCCCCGAGGCAACUCAGACGUCUCCUGCGGCUUCCCUGCUAUGCGCCCCGGGGACAGCGUUGCCGGGUGCCUCACCGCUUCCCCUUGACACUCCCGCGACAGCCAUCUCGUGGGGCGGGCUGCCAGCGGGCCGGUGUCGCGGGGCGGCGCGGGUGGGCCGUCCUGCCGGGCGCCGCUGGUCGUCUCCUCGUGCGGAACCUCACGCCGGCCGGCGGCCCCAGCGCCAUCUCCUCUCCGGCCGCAGUUCCGACCCGCCGCCGGCAGCGACUCCACCCGCCGCUGCGAAGGGCCGGUCCGGGCCGCUGCGGACGGCUCCUCCCGUUCAGCGAACGCUGCGGCCGAGGUGGCGCUGGGGCAGGCGGCGGCGAAGAGGCCUGCUGGCACUUGAGGGGGGCUGCCGGGCCGGGUGCUUCGGUCUCUACUCUGCUCUCCGAGGCGACGGCACGGGUGUACACUGAGGAAGAAAAAUAUGUCAUUAAAACCAUUUACAUAUCUGUUGCCUGAAACAAGGUUUCUUCAUGCAGGCAGACUUGUGUAUAAGUUUAAAAUCCGUUAUGGUAGCUUCAAAAGUGCUUCUGAACUAGAUAACACUGAAAGUGCUGUCAAGGAGUUAGAGGAAGCAAUUCGAGUAAUCCUUGGAAAUCUUGACGAUUUACAUCCAUUUUCUACAGACCACUUCACUGUUUUUCCCUAUUUGCAUAAGUGGGAGAGAGUAUCAAAAAUGAGAUUCAAACACAAAAAUGUACAUCUUUUGCCUUAUCCCUACAUUUGCACUAUGUAUCUAGAACUCAACUCAUUUCAGCAAAAUUUAUCUUUUGGUAAAGAAGUAAACAAUGACAGUUAUGAACUUGUCAAGAGAAGAAAUGAGAUGUCAGAAAGUACUGAAAUGGAAGAAACAGUGAAGAGGAGAAGACUUGAAGGUCAAGCAGAGACCUCAUACCCAAAGUCAUGUAUCAACAGACCUGGAGCUGAGAACGUUCACCAUAUAAUUAAAGCAAAGCAUGGAUUUGAAAUGAAUUAUUCCAAAGAAAUUCAGUGUGAGCAUAGUCCAGCAUCCUUUACCAUGGGCUGUAACCAAGAGAGUUUAUGGGAACCUGUGGAAUAUAGUGUGGAACAAAGUACAGAAACCAGUCAGGCUGAAGGUGAAAUGCAGCUACUGCAGCAGAUGGACCAAAUCAGGAACAACAGAAUUGUGCAGUCAAAAGGAAGAGGUCUCUCAAAGUUCUGGAGAAGCAUAUUCUUGUCUCCACUACAGCAUCUUUUUGGUGGAAAGAACUGAACUUGAAGUGUUAAUUGUUGUGGAAAGGUAAACUUCUACUGUGAAUGUCAGAUUGUACUGUUUCUUUUGUAAUUCAGCUUUUCACAUUGCUUGUCUCAGCUAUUAAAUGCUUUAAAUUAAAUUAUCCUUUGUUUACAUUUUAAAAGUAGUGUACUGAGGAUGUUGGGUUAGAAAUAGUAUGUCUUCACAUCCUAUAGUUUUUGGAAAAAGCUUUAAUAUUUUGAUCUUUAAGUGUGAUAAGUGUUUUUACAUUUUAAAAUCAUUAUAUGAUCUUCUAAUAAAACAAACAUCAU
Molecule: messenger RNA, 1964 nt
Organism: Cygnus olor (mute swan)
Lineage: Eukaryota; Metazoa; Chordata; Aves; Anseriformes; Anatidae
Gene: MAJIN
Product: membrane anchored junction protein
Exons: 11
Coding region: 862-1671 (269 amino acids)
Biological process (GO): homologous chromosome pairing at meiosis; meiotic attachment of telomere to nuclear envelope
Cellular component (GO): nuclear inner membrane
Molecular function (GO): DNA binding
Source: RefSeq, a predicted model, not a curated record